CCAGACCACGUUGCUCUCCAGGGUUGAUUGCAGACGGCCGGUCAACCUUCCGAAGCGACUACCAAGUCCCACCAAUCUUGCACCUCUCUGGACUACCAAAGAUGGCUCGACACAGCUUCAGCUCGGUACCGGCUACUGCGACUCCUGGCUCGCAAGAGGAGGCAAAGCUCCAGUCAGGCGAAGAGGUAUACACAACGACUCCGCAAUGGUGGUGGUCAAAGAAAUUCGCCAGCGGUAGGGCUCGCAACAAUAGGAAGCGCAACAUCCUCAUUAUUAUUGGCCUUGUUCUCCUCGCGAUCAUUGCGCUUGCUGUCGGCCUCGGAGUAGGCUUGACAAGGGGAACAGGCAAGCCAAUGGCACACCUGCCAACGGGUGGCCAGGAUGACAGUCAGAGCGGUCUUCGCCAGAGCGGCUUCUACGUGACGUCGUAUAGCGGCAAUCAGCAACGAUUUGCGUGGACUGAGCAGCCGCUUUCAUUUAUCACGGGCAAUCAGCAGAAUCGAGUCGUCGUCUCGAUCAACGACACCAACGUCGGCCAAACGAUGACGGGAUGGGGAGCGGCCAUGACGGAUUCUUCGGCUUACCUGUUGAGCUCGCUCAAGAGCCAAAAUAGGACCGCAUACGACACGACCAUGGCCUACCUCUUUAAUCGCCGAACCGGUAUCAACAUCCUCAGAGUCCCCAUCGGCACGAGCGACUUCAAUCCUCAGACGUGGCAGUAUACUAUGGCAGACCAGGAGGGCGUCCAGGCCAAUGCAGACGAUACUGUCGGUCCCCUGAGCACAUUUAAUAUGGAUGGAGCCAAUCGGUACAUCAUCCCAGCAAUCAAGGACGCCCUCGUCUACAAUCCGGAUCUUAAGCUGGCUCUGCUACCUUGGUCACCUCCCGCAUGGAUGAAAACGAAUAGAGGCAUCAACUCAGGGAGUCUCUCUCCAGACGCGAUUGGCAUCUUACCCGAGUACCUCGUCAAGUCUGUCCAAGGCUUCCGCGACGCAUUGGGAGGCAACGUGAUGCCAUGGGCACUUUCCGUGCAGAAUGAGCCAACGAAUCCGACGGCGUAUCCGAGCAUGUCUAUGAACAACGACUAUGAACUUCGUAUUCUCGCUGAACUUCGCGGCAGACUGGCGCAAGAAGGUCUUUCGAGCGUCCAGCUUCUUGGCCACGAAGACAAUUUCAUCAAUUGGGACGACGCGGCCGCCUUGAUGCGGUACAACUCCUCGGCUCUCGAUGGGAUUGCCUGGCACUGCUACAAUGGCUCCUCGGCCUACAUUGCCAAUUACACCAGCAACUCCAACAAUCAGUUGGCGGGCAAGACCAUGCACAUGACUGAAUGCUCCGGACAAGACUCGACUACGCAAUCCGACGCAACGUCGCUUCAGUGGUGGAUGACCAACAUCUUCACACUCCCGAAGCUUGGUGUCUCGUCAGUCAUUGUUUGGAACCUGGCCUUGGACAGCAGUAACGGCCCACGGCUAGACCGCGCCUAUUGCCAAGACUGCGCGGGUGCGCUGCAGAUUGACACAUCCAAUGGCGUUAGCACCAACCUGCAGAGCCCCCUUCUGGCUCAACACGCAGUGGCAAGUUCAGAUUUGACACGGUUCGGGGGUGGGCCUGCAUCCUUGAUUGAAUCAACUGUGUCCAACGACGGGGCCGAUUGCAUCGAUGCAAAGGCCUUUGCCGCAAACUGGACCGUGUCUCCUACUUCAUCAACUUCCAACGUCAAACGAUAUGGCGUCGUGAUCGAAAACACCUGCGACCAGAUGCAGCAGGCCUACCUGGCCAGAAACGGUCAGCAGGCCUCUGUCAAUGUCCCCUCGGGCAUCACCACCUUUGUUUGGACUGCCUGAGUUUCAGUCUUCUGUGUCUACAUUUGUUCACUCUGUAUAUUAUAUUAUAUUGGUUACUCUGCGGCUUUCGAGAAUGAGCAAUUGGAAAGCAUUCAUUGUCCAU
Messenger RNA from Acaromyces ingoldii, 1950 nucleotides. Its product is annotated as glycoside hydrolase. Gene Ontology annotation, molecular function: glucosylceramidase activity. The record is from RefSeq and is a predicted model, not a curated record. The transcript has 3 exons. NCBI's taxonomy places the organism in Eukaryota, Fungi, Basidiomycota, Exobasidiomycetes, Exobasidiales, Cryptobasidiaceae. The coding region runs from base 102 to 1847 and encodes 581 amino acids. Gene Ontology annotation, biological process: glucosylceramide catabolic process.